UGCUGGCAACCUGAAGCUUUCAACAGUCACGAAAAGUAUUGAUAGAGUUUAGAAAUCAGCUGGUUUUUUCAUUUCUGUAAACAAACAAUGGACAAACUAACAACAGAAGAAGAUACAACUGUUUCAAAAAUAAAAGUCUUGGCUAUCGGAGAUCCCGAUGAAGACAUGCCCAAGGAACCGGAAACAUCAAAAUACUUGUAUCAACAAAAUCUCCAAGCUGAUUUUAGGAAACACUUGGGUUAUCUCUUGCUGGGUACUCGCACUCCCAUCGAAGUAGUCGAAGAUUGGAAUACGGUGCGAAGAUUCGAAGCGAAGAGCGUCAAGGAAGAUAAUAAGCCAAGACGAUAUUCCUUUCACUUUACAAAGCCAGGAAAGUGUGUGCCGGGGACCAUGAUAAGUGGGCCUGUAAUUGAUGGUGCUGCAGUUCUGCAGGAAGUUAAAAAGCGUUUAAAUGAGGAGAAUUGGAUAUCGGAGAAUGUGAUACAAACGCCGCUCAAGACAACAGAGAGUAAAGAAUAUUAUAACAGUGAUAUGUUUAUUCAGAAGAUAGUAUCAGAUGCAAUAGAUACAGAUGGAACUAGACUGUUUAAAUAUGUGCUAAGCUUGCAUAGAGCUUAUAUGAAUGAAAAUAAAAGGAGAAAAUAAAGUAGUUAAAUUAAUCAA
Messenger RNA from Drosophila sulfurigaster albostrigata, 663 nucleotides. RefSeq lists its product as uncharacterized. The record is from RefSeq and is a predicted model, not a curated record. Bases 88 to 645 code for a protein of 185 amino acids. Lineage: Eukaryota; Metazoa; Arthropoda; Insecta; Diptera; Drosophilidae. The transcript has 2 exons.